Pygocentrus nattereri (red-bellied piranha) is the source of this 4879-nucleotide messenger RNA. RefSeq lists its product as uncharacterized. NCBI's taxonomy places the organism in Eukaryota, Metazoa, Chordata, Actinopteri, Characiformes, Serrasalmidae. The record is from RefSeq and is a predicted model, not a curated record. Bases 2309 to 3733 code for a protein of 474 amino acids. The transcript has 6 exons.
CUUUCCAGUCUUGCUGUAAAAAUUUUAAAGUAAAAUCAUCUUUCUCUUCUCAUGUGGCAAGAUAUCACAAAAACUGGGAUGUAGCUCAAGUUGCUUCUACUCAUCUUGCUGAAACAAUAGAAUGUUUAGAUGACUUCAGUGAAAAAGAUGUAGAAGUUGUUCAUGCAGAGCCUAUUGAAGCUGAAUUAGAAAUACCAGUGACUGACCCCCUUGAUAAAUACACUGAAAACUUAGCUCUCUUUUUUCUUGGCCUGCAAGCAAAGUAUAUGGUUCCUGCAUCUACAAUAACAGAAAUUGCGAGUGAGAUGAGAACAAUACAGGACAUCCAACAUGAAUUUACAAUUAACAGGUUAAUAACAGACCUUCAAGAACAUGGUGUGCCACAGCAUGCUUUGCAAGAGUUUGGCAAGAAGCUUUACAAUGAAAGUCCUCUACAAAGAGCAUUAACUUCUGGUGGCACAUUAGCCACACACCAUAGGAGACUUCAGUUUUAUAAGAAUAAUUUCAACUUUGUUGAGCCACUGCAGAUUAUGUUAGGCCAUAAUGAUAAAGGUGAGAGGAGGCAUUUUCACUAUGUUCCUGUUUUGGAAAGCCUGAAAGCUAUUUUAAAAGACCAAAGGGCAUGUCAGCAAAUUUUAAACCCUCUUCCUACUCAAAGUGGUAUGUUCCGAGAUAUUACUGAUGGAUUUGUCAUAAAGGGCAAUGUAUUUUUUUGCUCAGAUCCUCAUGCUUUAAAGGUAAUGUUGUUCCAGGAUUCCUUUGAGGUUUGUAACCCUCUGGGAUCAGCUAGAAAAAAGAAUAAAAUGCUUGCAGUGUACUAUACUUUGGGCAAUUUUUACCCAUUCAGUCGCUCAACGGUUGAUCAGAUUCAGUUAGUUUUGUUAUGUGUAGAGAAGGACUGUAAAUAUUUUGGUGCGAGCAGAGUCUUUGAAAGAUUACUUUCUGACCUGUGUGAGUUGGAGAAUAAUGGAAUAACUAUAGAGGGCAAAACAUUCAGAGGGUCAGUUGCCUGUAUUGUUGGUGACAACCUUGGGUCACACUUUAUUGGUGGCUUCUGUGAAAAUUUUAGCUGUUCUGAAUAUUUCUGCAGAUACUGCCUGAUAACUAAAGAGGAGUUUCAGUUAAAUUCUCUUUUCUGUGCAUCACCGAGAGACCCAGACAGGUACAAUGAGUCAGUGCGUUUUUUGACUGAUCACCAGGAACAGACGGCACAUGAAGGGAUUAAAGCGAAUAGUGUGUUCCACAAGUUGAGCCAUUUUCAUGUAUGCCAACCUGGACUACCGCCUUGCAUUGCCCAUGAUUUGUUUGAGGGUGUAGUUGAUUUCGAUCUGGCACUAUGCCUGCAGCAUUUUGUCAGAGAACACUGGUUUAGUUUUGAAUGUCUUAAUGACAGGCUUAAAUUCUUUCCUGGUGAAAGUGCUAACAAACCAGUUGCUGUUCUGAGUAAAGGACUUAAGCUUGGAGGACAAGCCUCUCAAAAUUGGUGGUUGCUACGUUUUUUGCCAGUUUUGCUGCAUGACAAAAUUGUGGACCCAGAUGAUGCUGUGUGGCAGAUGCUGCUUCUCUUGAGGAACAUGGUUGAACAUGUUUGUGCACCUACCCUCUCUGAACCUCAGAUUGCCUAUAUGAAAGUCUUAAUUGAGGAGUAUGUGGAACUGAGAAAGAUAAUGUUUCCACAGCACAAAUUAAGACCAAAACAUCACUACCUUCUUCACUAUGCUGACUUAACUGUGAAGUUUGGUCCACUUAUACGCACCUGGACGUUACGUUUUGAAAACAAGCACAGCUACUUUAAAAGGUGUGUUCGAUCAAACCAUAAUGUGAAAAAUGUGACAAAGUCACUUGCAGAGCGACAUCAGCUGUUUCAGGCUUUUAUGUCCAGUGGUAGUCUAUUCGGUCCUGAAGUCAGUGUAUCUGAGUCUGUCAGAUUUUGCCCUGAGUUGUACGGCACUAAAUUGAAAGAGGCACUUAAUGAUUUCAGUCUUUCAUUAGACAGCUGUGUUAUCACUGACAAAGUAACAGUGCGUGGCACACUGUAUUCAAAUGGCUUGCUUGUUGUUUUGCGUUAUAACGUGGGAGAGUUAAGGUUAGGGCAUAUACUCUCCAUUGUCAUUACAGAGGACAAGACAGUGUUUUUUAUGCUGAGAGAAAAAAUAGCUGAACUUAUUCCUAGCCUUGGAAUCUAUGAAAUUAAGGACAGUCCGAAUAAUAUUACAGGUUCAAAGCUAGAUGGUCUUGCAGAUUAUGUCCCUCACAAAUGUUUCCAUAGAGGUGCCAAAAUAUUUUUUCCACUUAAGCAUGUGCCGCUAUGGAUGCCAUCCGAGAUUUAAUCAGUGGAGCUCUGCCAUUGCUUGUGAGGAACCUCCUUGAUAAAGUGAUUGAAAGACUACAAGAAAUUGGUGUUUCCCAAAUCGAUGACCUAAAUUUGGUGACGAUCGAAGAUCUUGAAGGUGUCCUGAAGCCAAUACAGUGUCGCAGGCUGAUUAAAGCAUUCUCUGCUGAACCACAGAGUAAUUUGGAGCCAUGUAAUGACCCAGUUACACUGCAACUCCAUUUGGCUUGUCCAGACUCCUUGAUGUCUGCAUCACCUUGUACAGCCACGCUGAGUGACUCGUUCCAAAUUCCAUGGCAUAAACUACCCAGCGAGCUUAUCAAGGCAUUGAAUGAAAAAAAGAGGCCAAUGCCAGCGCUCAGAAGAGAGAUGAUUCGCAUUGUGGUUGAUGAUCUUCUUGCCAGUGGAUCUCGUCCGGGUAGAACGAAGUUAAGGCAUGUUGCCCAGCAGAUAGUGGAACGAUUUCCCAAAUCUUUCUCUGAUGUCAGUGGAGACAUUAUUGUAGGAAGUGGUUAUGAUUCUUUGAUGCUGCAAAUGGAGAACCGUGUUGAAAAUUGUCUAAGACAAACUGCCCAGACUUUCAGUAGACAAGCUGGUGAGAGAGCCCCAAAGAAGCCAAAACUUUCAGACAAAUAUGGCUGUGUGGAGUGGCAGCCUUUCCCUCCUGUUAAUGAUGAAGACUAUGAAAACAAAAGGAUUGAACUUUGCAAUUCUCACAAAGAAAAUCUGCUAUCUGAUGCACAUGUAAAGCAACUAAUGAAGGAGACAUAUUACAGGCAAAGGCUGGACAUUAAUAAUGAAAACACCAACGUGAACACACUGAUGGAAAAAUGGCCGUAUUUAUUUGAAGCCUCUGGUCUUUUCGACCAUUGCGAGACACUUAUUGGCUUUGCGGUCCAAGUAAAACUUGCAGAAGAACUCUCUAAAAAAGGCCAAGUGGUGAAAGACUUCAUUCGAACAAGAGAAGCAAGUGCUGGUGAAAAGAUGAACCAAGGACCUUUGGAAAUGCUAAGAUGCCUCACAAGUUACUUCAAGGAAAAAACAGAGGUCCUGUUGGUUGCAAACAAGGAUGGCCAGAAAGAACUACCCAGAACUCCUUGCAUUAUUGUCAUUGAUGAACACCGUUUUAAAGUUGCUGUAGACCAGGUUAUGACCAUCGCAGAACUCCACUGUCCUUUGGUGGCUCUAGCCUACAUGUUUAGCAUGUUUUACUUGAUGAACAUCAAAUAUCCCAAGGAAGCAGCCCUUACUUUGGAGUUCAUUCAAAGGGGUCUCCUGGGGAUCAACCCUGAACGUGGCUCAAAAGCUGAAUCUAAGUGCAAGAAGCACUACAAAAUCAAUCCUAAGCUUCUGAAAUUCCUGACGGACCUCAGUGACUUUCAGAAUCCAUUCAAAAUUUAAAUGGACAAGGCAUUUGGAGCCCUCAGAUGCUGCACAAUGGACUCAUUUAACAAGUUGAAAUAAAGUGUUAGGAUGAGAAGUCCUAAGUUCUGUGGUGUUUACAAAAUUUUUUGUAAUGUUGAAUUGUUAAUGGAAACAAAUACAUGUUUGUUUUGGACACAACACUUUACCUCCUGCAUAUUUAGAGUUUUUAUAUGUAGGGCUUAUAAUACAUGGGUUGCUGUUUUGAAUAACAGUCGUUGACCAGUAUUGUUCUCAUGCCAAAUUAGUUUCAGUAAAUGUAUUGCAUGAGAUAUAAGCACCCAGUAAGCUAUGUUAGCAGUAUAUAAAAAAGUGUUAAUACUAUUCUUGCUCCUACACAUUUUUUAAAUUUAACUACAUUUUUUUUUUUUUUUGUUUUUCAUGAAGGAGCUACAAGUUACCAGAUCAUUAGACAUGCCUACUUUGUCCCUGUGCCCAUCGACCCAUCCAUCAGGCAAAUGUGCUGUAUAUAGGUACACUUUGUAGAUUUACAGUUACAUACUACAGGGAGAAAAAUACACUCUCCAAGUUAUGUCAUUCCUGCAGUUUCUUUCCAGUGGUGAAUGGGUUGGGCGAUAUGGUGUUCUUUUGUGUACUGAUGAUAUCCACCAUAUACUGAAAAGCGUAUUGUUACAUUGACAAUUUGUGACAGUUAACUGGACUGUCAAAUGAACUGCAGUCAGUAAGUGUAAGCAUGCGAAAUGCACCUAAAUGGGAAUUAUUUCCAAUUAGAUGCUCAAUGACUGUUGAAUAAAUUGGCAAGGAAGAUGUUGAUGUUAACUUUAUCUGUAAUGAACUAAAAUCAAUGUUAGAAGGCUUGUACUGACACAAUGUAGUGUUUAGAUCUUAGUUCAAUAUUUUUUAUAUAACAAUUGUUUUAAAUAAUUUUACAUUGGUUUUAAGAUGUUCUGUAUUUCAUUUGGUACUUUAGGGCUGAGAUGAUUUAUUAGGUCCACAUUUCAUACUUCUUUUUGGAAGUAGUGUCUACAGCUGUUAUAAUAAUAAUAUGCUCCAUUUAAAUAGCACCUAUGUCUUACCCAAGAUCACUUUACAAAGUGGAAAAAAAAUAUUUAAAAAUGUUAUAGUAUAUAUUUGUCAUUUCAUUUCAUUGCCAUGUUUUUUGGU